AAAAACUCGAAUUCGCAUGUAGUCUUCGUUCGAUCUUCAGUUUGUAAUAGAUGACUGUGAUUUUGAAAUAGUAAACAUAAAUUAAAAUGUUGUUUAAUGGUAAUAUACCGAUUAGAUUUAAGCCGUCUGAGUUAAAUUGUUUUAACUGGUUGUACAGUGUUGCACCGUGUUUCCCUGUACAUGCUUCUACAGUAAACAUAAUAAAUGAUCCCAAAAAAUUCUAUGAUACAUUAUGUGAAAGGUUUCGGAAUGCUAACCGUCGAAUAUCCGUCGCUAGCUUGUACUUGGGUACUGGUCCCAUGGAAAGAACACUUGUGGACAUUACUAGUAGGAAUUUAGAGAAACAUAAAGAUUUAACAUUCAAGAUACUUCUAGACCAUCAACGAGGCACUCGAGGGGAAAAGAACUCUGUGACCAUGUUACAAGAGAUAAUCAAUGACUAUCAUAACACAAAGUGCUCGGUCAACUUGUACCAAACUCCUAGACUUCAUGGUUCGUGGUCCAAGGCUUUACCAGCUCGUUACAAUGAGCUUAUAGGGCUACAACACAUGAAGAUCUACAUAGCAGAUGACUCUGUCUUACUGAGUGGGGCUAAUUGUUCUAAUGACUACUUUGAACAGAGACAGGAUCGAUAUGUGGAAAUUUUGGAUGCAGACCUGGCCAAUUUUUAUAGUGAACUCAUAGAUGAGGUAAGUAACUACAGCAAGUGCUGUGGACCAAAUGGUGUUGAAGAAAGAAAAAAGUAUGGCUCAAAAGAGUUAAUACUUCAUGAAAUGAGACACAAAAUAAAUGAACUUAUUUCAAGAUGGAAGGAAAAACAGUUGGAGAAACUUGGAUCCAUACAUGAUACUAAUGAAGAAAAAAAAGACACAUGGAUCUUUCCUCUAAUACAAAUGGGUGAAUUUGGGAUCACUCAAGACGAAGAAGUUACCAGCAGGAUACUUGCUUCAGUGCCUCAAGACUCCCAUUUACAGUUAGCCACUGGUUAUUUUAACCUAACAGAUAAUUAUGCUGAAACUUUGUUAAAAGAGUGCAAGGCAAAUAUCAGUUUACUGAUGGCUCAUCCUAAUGCCAAUGGAUUUUUAGGGGCAUCAGGACCAGCAGGUGGAAUUCCGCAUGCUUAUUCUUUGAUUGCCAGAAAAUUUUGGCAGAGAGUCCAAGAUUACAAGCAGACAAAUAGGGUGGAAAUGCUUGAGUAUGAACGACCAGGAUGGACAUUUCAUGCAAAAGGAUUAUGGUACUACCCACCGGGGUCGGGACUGCCGUGGGCGACUAUAGUAGGCUCGGCGAACUUAGGAGAGCGAUCUGUUAAACGCGAUCUCGAAGCUCAGGCUGCUAUUUUUACUGUGUCUUCCGAUUUGCAGAAAAAGUUACGUGAGGAAUCGCAGCUGUUGCAUCACUAUGCAACAGAGUGUAGUAUGGAGCUGCAGAAGAGAGACACGCCGCUAUGGGUGCGAGCGACGGUCGGCCUGUUUAGAACAUAUUUUUAAGUAAUGCUGAACUAAUUUUAAGGGGAGUACACUGUGCUUAACUACUAUAAUUAUGAUAUUGCCUUAUUAUUCUUAGCCUGUUCUGCGGAAUUGCAGUGCAAAUAUCACGACUACAGCUAAACUAGUUCAAGUGAGGGGCGAUUUCAUUAGUUAUUUAAAACUGGACGAAGCAUGUUAUGUAGUAAGCCUGAAUUUAACUAAAAACUUUAAUUUGCAUGUCUAUAUUGGCCCUAUAGUGUUCGGCUACUGAAGGUUAAAAAUUUACAAUUUCUUAUUCAUUUCUAAUCAGAAGUAAAAUAUUUAACAUAACAUAAUAAGUAUCUGCUAAACCUAUAAAAGCAAUUGUCAUAAGUACAGUUGCACAACUCUUGGUUAUCUUGGGUGGUUUUCCAGAUUGUUCAGCCAAAGUAGUGAUAACAGUGAUAUUAUAUUUUAAUGGUACGGUCGAGUUUCUAUACAACUUGUAAACAUAAAAGUUUAAAAUUUAAUUUUGCUGUAAAUUUUCAACUAAUUUAUUUUCAUAGUUUUACAUGUGUGCAGAUUUAUUUUCAUUUUUCAUAGUGUGGGGCAAUAGCGUUUCUAUUGCUUUGUCAUUUAAUCAGUAUUAUUUUCUAUCAGCCAAUGUAGGCCUUCCCUUAAUAUGUUGUUUAAAUUAAUAGUUUAGUUAUAUAGUGUGGGUCUGUGAAUUCGUUUUUAUGUAUGUAGUUGUAUUGUAUGAGGAAAUUAAGCUUGACAGAAUUUAUUAAAACUUGUUACCAUGUGAAUGUUACAUAGGUUAGUUAAUAUGUUAUUGUUUUUUGUAAAUGUAUGACAGUGUUCGGGAAAUAAAACCAAAAACUUUUAAUAAUUCUCAA
Messenger RNA from Trichoplusia ni (cabbage looper), 2344 nucleotides. It is a transcript of the gene PGS1, whose product is annotated as CDP-diacylglycerol--glycerol-3-phosphate 3-phosphatidyltransferase, mitochondrial. Gene Ontology annotation, molecular function: CDP-diacylglycerol-glycerol-3-phosphate 3-phosphatidyltransferase activity. The coding region runs from base 87 to 1490 and encodes 467 amino acids. The record is from RefSeq and is a predicted model, not a curated record. Gene Ontology annotation, cellular component: mitochondrion. Lineage: Eukaryota; Metazoa; Arthropoda; Insecta; Lepidoptera; Noctuidae. The transcript has 7 exons. Gene Ontology annotation, biological process: cardiolipin biosynthetic process.